AUCAAGAUGGCUGCGCCCAUGUAGACCACCUGUGUACGACUGCUGCCUCCUCCUCGCUUGAAAAGAUCGCCAGAGGAAUAAAAUGGCAGGUAUUUUUCCUCCAUCAUCAAAGUGAAGCCUUUAGUGCAGUCAACACGUACCAGUGGCACAUUCAGCACAUCCAACAUGUACAGAAGGAUUGUCAGCAAGGGGAAGGCUGAGUAUUUCUACCUACAUGUCACAUUCACUACAGGGUCUCUUUGGCUUAGCAGGCGCCAGUAUUCCUGCAGACAUCUUGAAGUUUCACCAACCUAAGCGCAGUGCUGUGUUAAGGGUGCCAAGCAGCAUGGGGAGAAGAUGUGCCUUUAGAGUUCACCAGGUUACACCACAUCUAAUGGCUUUAUCAGCCAAUAGUCGGGAGUGGCAACUGUGAAAGGAAAAUGGAAGAAAAGAAGGCCCAGUAGUUUCACUUGCAGUAUGUUUAAGUUUGGCAGACAUGACUUGUGCAGACACAGGGAGUUUGCAGUAUAUAGGACAUACUCUGAAGGGAAAUAGUUUAUAUUUUUAUUGAAUGGUUGAUUUGAUAUUUGUGUAAGCUUAAAGACAGGAAUGAUCUAAGCAAGCUGCAAUGAGGUCAAAUAUGGCAGAACUAGAGGAUGGAAUCCUUGCAGUUAGUGAUGUACAGGACUUAGGGGAUGACAUAUGCUUACUAGUAAUAAAGGACAUGGAAGCUAGGAUAUAUCUCUGCUGCACAGGACUUAAGGGUUGCCAUACACUUAAUGUAGGACAUGGAAGCUAGAAUAUUACUGGAUAACAGUGGAGAGAAACAGCUCAAUAUGCCAGACAUUCAGGAUACUUGGAUUUCAUUUCAAAAUCCAGAAAAAAUUCCACAUGCAUAAUUGAAAAGAGGAAAGUCGAUAUCUGUGUAGAAAGGAGGUGGUAUUAAUUCCCAGGCAUUGCAGAUAUAAAUGGAAAACUACUGGUUUUCCUCUGUUAAAGAAUCCCAAAUGAGGACCUAAAUGAAUUAACAGCUUUAAGCAGUGGAGAUGAAGAGGAACAUCAAUAAAUGCUAAAUGCUUUCAGUGUUCAGUGUUAUGUUUAUUAUAUAAAUGCAGUAAUGCACAGUAUGCAGCUAAUGAUGUUAUAUUGUGUUUUAGAGAAAAAUGUAAUCCAAUUGUCUUCUGUGAAAGUGC
This is a messenger RNA of Lingula anatina, 1172 nucleotides long. Its product is annotated as ribonuclease P protein subunit p14. Gene Ontology annotation, cellular component: nucleolus; multimeric ribonuclease P complex. Gene Ontology annotation, biological process: tRNA 5'-leader removal. The record is from RefSeq and is a predicted model, not a curated record. Gene Ontology annotation, molecular function: ribonuclease P RNA binding. NCBI's taxonomy places the organism in Eukaryota, Metazoa, Brachiopoda, Lingulata, Lingulida, Lingulidae.